This is a messenger RNA of Sphaeroforma arctica JP610, 177 nucleotides long. RefSeq lists its product as hypothetical. The annotation marks the transcript as partial. NCBI's taxonomy places the organism in Eukaryota, Ichthyosporea, Ichthyophonida. The record is from RefSeq and is a predicted model, not a curated record. Gene Ontology annotation, cellular component: myosin complex. The transcript has a single exon. Gene Ontology annotation, molecular function: ATP binding; cytoskeletal motor activity.
AUGGAGGCUGAGAGCGGUGGUGGGUCUGUGCCGACGGAUAUGGCAUUUGUGGACUUUGUUGCAUCGUUGCUGAGUGUAGACAGUGAACUGCUCAAUCAAAAGCUCACAUCACGGGUCAUGAAGAGCGGAAUGGGCAGCAAAGGCAGUGUGUACGAUGUCCCUUUCUCUCCGAUUCAG